Messenger RNA from Neopelma chrysocephalum (saffron-crested tyrant-manakin), 1172 nucleotides. It is a transcript of the gene WNT8A, whose product is annotated as Wnt family member 8A. Gene Ontology annotation, cellular component: extracellular region. Gene Ontology annotation, biological process: neuron differentiation; cell fate commitment; canonical Wnt signaling pathway. Bases 78 to 1154 code for a protein of 358 amino acids. Lineage: Eukaryota; Metazoa; Chordata; Aves; Passeriformes; Pipridae. The record is from RefSeq and is a predicted model, not a curated record. The transcript has 6 exons. Gene Ontology annotation, molecular function: frizzled binding; cytokine activity.
CCUGCUCGCUCGGAGACCUGCGGUGCGGAGAGCUACGGAUCAGCCAAAGGGAUCCAACCCUGCUCCUUGUGACAGCCAUGAAGAGAAGGACCUUUCUCAUCCUCUCCCUCACGGGGUUCUACAGUGCAGUUCUCCACACAGCAGCAUGGUCUGUGAAUAACUUCCUGAUGACAGGACCUAAGGCUUACCUGACGUACUCCAGCAGCGUGGCAGCCGGGGCACACAGUGGGAUGGAGGAGUGCAAGUUCCAGUUCGGGUGGGAGCGCUGGAACUGCCCCGAGAGCGCCCUGCAGCUCUCCACACACAACCGGCUCCGCAGCGCGACCCGGGAAACAUCCUUUGUACACGCCAUCAGCUCAGCUGGUGUCAUGUACACCCUCACCAGGAACUGCAGCCUGGGGGACUUUGAGAGCUGCGGCUGUGACGACUCCAGGAACGGCCGUGUGGGUGGCCGAGGCUGGGUCUGGGGAGGAUGCAGCGACAACGUGGAGUUUGGGGAGAAGGUUUCCAAGCUCUUUGUGGAUGCCUUGGAAACAGGACACGACACCCGCGCGCUGAUCAACCUGCACAACAACGAAGUCGGGAGAUUUGCGGUGAAAGACACGAUGAAACGAGCCUGCAAGUGCCACGGGGUGUCGGGCAGCUGCAGCAUCCAGACCUGCUGGCUCCAGCUCGCCGAGUUCCGCGAGAUCGGGAACUACCUGAAGAUAAAGUACGACCAGGCCCACAAGCUGGAGAUGGACAAGCGGCGGGUGAGGGCCGGCAACAGCGCCGACAGCCGCGGCGCCACGGCACAGGCCUUCCACCACGUCCACGCCACGGAGCUCGUCUUCCUGGAGGACUCCCCCGACUACUGCACGAGGAACGCCAGCCUGGGCCACCACGGCACCGAGGGCCGCGAGUGCCUGCAGACCGGCAAGAACCUCUCCCAGUGGGAGAAGAGGAGCUGCCGGCGGCUCUGCACCGAGUGCGGGCUGCGGGUGGAGGAGCGGAGGACGGAGGUGGUGUCCAGCUGCAACUGCAAGUUCCACUGGUGCUGCACCGUGCGCUGCGAGCAGUGCCGGACGCUGGUGGCCAAGCACUUCUGCACCCGCCGCGACGGCGCCGCCGCCCCCAACCACAUCAGGCAGAGGAACAGGGGCCACAAGAGAUAAGGGGCGGCCACGGCACCC